Molecule: messenger RNA, 1116 nt
Organism: Aspergillus neoniger CBS 115656
Lineage: Eukaryota; Fungi; Ascomycota; Eurotiomycetes; Eurotiales; Aspergillaceae
Product: mitochondrial 37S ribosomal protein uS15m
Exons: 2
Coding region: 71-970 (299 amino acids)
Biological process (GO): translation
Cellular component (GO): ribosome
Molecular function (GO): structural constituent of ribosome
Source: RefSeq, a predicted model, not a curated record
CUUUGAUGCGAAGGCGCCCGGAAGUGCUAUUUGUUAAUCGUUGCGGUCACUCCCUCCCCAGCUCGUGAGAAUGCCUCCCCGCAUUCUACUUCAGCCCUCCCUGAGGGCCCUCACUGGCCCUUCCUCCGUGCAGCUCCCCUUUGCCGCAUUGUCGCUCAACCCGGCCAAAACCUCCGUGAGAGCUGGGUCUACAGAGUCCCGAGAGCGCAGACGCCAUGACCCUUUCCUAAUGGCGCAGUCUCGCCAACGCAAGGCCGCCAACAUCUCUCGCCAGAAAGCCCUCACCAAAGAGCGCGAAGGGUCUGUCGGCGACCCCGUCCAAAGUGAACCGACGCCCUUCAUCCAGGAACUUAAAAAGACGCAAGCGACUUUGCAGGACACAGACCUCAAUUACUUAGUUACAUCGGAUGGUCUCAAUGAGGCGUUGGAAUACUCGAAGAACCUGACAUCACCGAUUCGGAACCCGGAUCGCGACACUGCUGAUCCUCAGCUCGAGAAAGAAGCCGCCGAAAAGCACCUUCAAGAACAUCGGAAUGCACAGGAAGCCAUCCGUCGUAUUGUCAGUGUCGCCAACGGAAACACAAAGGACCACAUGCGUCUUCAUAUUCAGAAAUGCAUUGAGGCCUUUGGCCGGCAUAAGACCGACAGCGAAUUGCCUCCCAAGCCUUCUGGCGUAUCGCAUGACUCUGCGACUGUUCAUCUUGAAAAAACUCCCCGGGUUGGCCCGGAUACUGGCUCUCCGGAAGUGCAGGUUGCUAUUCUCACGGCAAAGAUCAUGAACUUGUCUAGACAUCUCCAGACGACGAAAAAGGACCGACACAACAAGCGUAACCUGCGUCUACUUGUUCACAAGAGACAGAAGUUGCUUCGCUACUUGCGGAGGAAGGAGAGAGGUGGCCCUAGGUGGCAGAAUCUGAUGGAGAAGCUGGGUCUCUCGGAAGCUGCCUGGAAGGGUGAGAUCUCCAUGUAAAUUAGCUCUUUGGCGCUUGUAUUCUACAUAUCUUCUUUUCUUUGUAUUUCCACUGCUUAAGCUUAAUCUCAGCGUGUAACCUUAUGUAUCGAUCAAUGGGCCCUUCCUAUUUCAUAGUGUCUAUGACAAAGAACCUGUGGGUAUUU